This is a messenger RNA of Quercus lobata, 1552 nucleotides long. RefSeq names its product transcription factor bHLH68-like. Gene Ontology annotation, cellular component: nucleus. Gene Ontology annotation, molecular function: DNA-binding transcription factor activity, RNA polymerase II-specific; protein dimerization activity; RNA polymerase II cis-regulatory region sequence-specific DNA binding. Lineage: Eukaryota; Viridiplantae; Streptophyta; Magnoliopsida; Fagales; Fagaceae. Gene Ontology annotation, biological process: regulation of transcription by RNA polymerase II. The transcript is spliced from 9 exons. Bases 226 to 1275 code for a protein of 349 amino acids. The record is from RefSeq and is a predicted model, not a curated record.
AAAGAAAGAAGAAAAAGAAAGAAAACAGUGACAAAGGUCCUCAAGACUCCAUGAUUAUUCAAAUUCUCUCCAACACAGGACUUGAGGGUUCCCCUACUUAACCCAAAGUAAGAGGACCUCUCAAAGGUUCUACAGAGACUUUGUUUGGAAGCUUAAAAAACACACACAAAGAAAAAGGAAAGGUGAAGAAAGAGUGAAGGAAAGUUUCUCAUCAGGAUUAUAGGGAUGAAUAGAGGUGUUUUACAAAGCUCACCGGUGCAACAAAUGAUGGCCGGAAACCCUAACUGUUGGAAUAUUAAUAACAUGCGUCCACCAACACAACCAUCUUCUCCUUUCUUGCCUAGUCCAAUUUUUUUUCCUCAAUAUGCACCCACUUCUUCUUCUUCUUCUUCUUCUUCUUCUUCUUCAAUUCCCUCUUGGCAUGAUAGCCAGGAGCUUCCUGAGUCUUGGAGCCAACUACUCUUGGGUGGAUUGGUGGGAGAAGAAGAUAAGGAUGGUAUGAGCCAGUUUCAAGCUGCUAAGAAGUUGGAGAAUUGGGGGGAACAAUUAUACAGUCAGGCUGCAAAUGCUUCUGUUGUUAAUAUCAAGCAAGAAAACUCAGUAAGCAACUAUGUGUAUGGGCAUGGAAGUGAGGAUUUUCAGGCAGCAAAAGCUACUUGGUCUCAAGUAAUGCCUGCUUCAUCUCCAAACUCAUCUUGUGUGACAAGUUUUAACAAUAACAUGUUGGAUUUCUCUAGUAUUAAGGUAGAUGGAAGGCACCCACCACCCGAUCCAUCUUCUGAGUGUAACAGCAUUGCAAAUGGUGGGGCACUUAAGAAAGCUAGGGUUCAGCCUUCUUCAACCCAACCUACCUUCAAGGUGAGGAAGGAGAAAUUAGGUGACAGAAUUACAGCCCUCCACCAGCUUGUAUCUCCAUUUGGAAAGACUGACACAGCCUCUGUCUUGUUAGAAGCUAUUGGAUACAUCAGAUUCCUUCAGAGUCAAAUUGAGGCCCUAAGCUUACCUUACUUGGGCAGUGGAUCAGGAAACAUGAGGCAGCAACAACAGUCUGUUCAAGGAGAAAGGAAUUGUUUAUUUCCUGAAGACCCUGGUCAGCUGCUGAAUGAGAACUGUAUUAAGAGGAAAGGUGGCCCUGAGCAGGAUUCUCAUGAAGAACCAAAGAAAGACCUGAGGAGUAGAGGGUUGUGUCUGGUUCCAGUGUCAUGUACACUGCAAGUUGGGAGUGACAAUGGAGCUGACUAUUGGGCUCCAGCUCUCGGAGGGGGCUUCCGAUAGAUGGGAAUUUAAUUUGGUAGCAUAUACAGCACAAUAAGAGCUUCACAGAAACGAUAUAACAUCAUGAGCAGUCACUCUGCUAAAAAUCUAAGGCUGAUUGCUCAUGAUGCUAUACAAUCUUGAAUUCAUACAUGUGUGCUGUACAUGUGGCUAGCAUUUGUGAGCCCUUAAGACUAAUUAAUUUAUGUCAAUUAAGCUUUAUCUAUCUUCAUCCUAAAGCUGCUGCUACAAUGCUUUACUUGUAUAUGCAGUGUUAGUAUGAUUGAUCAUCUUAAAU